Molecule: messenger RNA, 5206 nt
Organism: Ornithodoros turicata
Lineage: Eukaryota; Metazoa; Arthropoda; Arachnida; Ixodida; Argasidae
Exons: 19
Coding region: 1775-4579 (934 amino acids)
Biological process (GO): transmembrane transport; monoatomic ion transport
Cellular component (GO): membrane
Molecular function (GO): monoatomic ion channel activity
Source: RefSeq, a predicted model, not a curated record
GAAAAGGAAGUCUGUGGUGAAAUCUUCCCUGUGUGAAGAUACGUUUUGGGCUAAGUUACUGAUGGGUGUCAUCCCCUCCCCACUUUCACAGAAUUCCAACACCCCCAAUGAAAACGCCCUGCAAAUCCGUGGUUGCAGCUAACUGUUGAGUACCCAGAGUUUAUAGAAUGAAAAUAUUUUUACGGCAUAUACUGGCAUGAAUAUGUGGACAAUGGGGGUACAUAAUUUGAUGCUCAAACACCUUACGCUGUCAUUAGGAGCUAUUGUCUGGGAAGCACCAGUUUCUUGAGGAGGAAUUUACAUAAAAGAUGAAUAUGAGUACGGGAACUUAUUUGUUCAAUGGAACCGGCUCCCGUGGUAUAGUGGUUAGGAUGAUCGCUUUCCACGCCGAGACUGGGAGGUGACGCAGGUCCGAAUCCCUGCACUGUCUGAGGUUUUCCAUGGGCUUUCCGGCAGAUUUUCCAGAUGAAUGUUGGCACAGUUCCCCCUGAAGUCAGCCCAGGAUGCAUUCUAACCCCCCUGUCCCCCACUCCUUCCUGCUAUCCUCUCUCCACCUGUACGGCGCUCACAGCCGCAGUUGCUUUGCGGUGCUAACACUGAAUUUAAAAAAACAAAAAAUUGUUCAAUGUCCAGAAUUGCUGUGCUAUUUAAAUUUACCAGUGCCUCAAAACUUCAGCACAGGCUAUGGGUUUAUUGUCUAGACCCUGGAGCAAAAAAACGUAAAAGGAAUUCAACACAGACAAGAGUGGCUUCGUCACUGUAAAACCUCAAAGAACAGGUUAGAAUGAUGCAAGCCAGCUGGUGUACUGCAGAAAGAGGUAACAUUUCCCCCGAGUUUAAGUCCUCGCCGUUUUGUAUAUGCAUUCCUCAGACUCAAUGUUACCUCUUUCUCUGAUGCCUCACUUGGAUCUGGUGAUGAAAUUUGAUGCAGGCUUCACUGCAACUCCACAAAAAUCUGUGCGGGGCACCUUCUUUCUCACUUUCCGGACUUUGGACGACAGGACUUUGCCGACUACGCGAAGUAUGCAAAGGCACUGUUGCUGUAUUGCUUCCCUUAGUUUUCCUACCCAACAGAGCAUACUGUGAACACAAAUUAAGCAGCUUAUUUCAGAAAAACUCAACUUACCGAAACUCUGUUUAGUUAACAUUAAUGGAGAUUUGCAAAACAACAUGAACUACGUGCCCAACAGCAGCCUCUAUGGACGGAGAAGAGGAAAAUCUGUGAUGAGGGGCCAAACCGCAGUGCAGGCAAAGUGCCAAUCACGUUAAUCAACUUCCUAAUACGUACUAAAAACUGUCAGGAUCAAUACAUAAUUCCUCCACGCUAUGGCUGCCGGAGCCGAUAUCAGGACUCCUAGCUGAAAAGGAAUCUGUCCACUGUAACAUAUUGGCAAUCUUACACUCGAGCUGAUAAGCUCGAACAAAAUUAAGUUCAGUAUUUCACAUGCAAGAUGUCCUAGACCUGCAUUUAAUGAAACAAUAGAAAUCCGACCCGACACGUGUCACGGCUUCACAUACCUGUACAGGGCAGCAUCUCAGCAGAGCCUAACGCAUUGUGUGCAAAGGGAACUGCAUAGAAAGGUCACAGCGUCACCGAGAAAUUGAGGAAAGCUACAAUAUUUAAUCCUGCUCAAAGCAAUACAGGAGGGAUGUGGCUGUGGUGACCUGAAAAGUGGACGAGGUGGUGCUUUGUGACAAUUGUCUUAAAAUUUCUGCUGGUGCCGAGCGAUUCUGUCUUGAAGUACUUCACCAGUGGAUACAUCAGAAAGCAACAAUGAGGCGGAGUAUGAUCCUGUCCCAAAUGAUGUCGGGCACCCGGCGAGACAGCCUGGUGCCCGAGGGCUACCUCACCACUCGGCGCGACAGCGGCGCCCUCCCCGAACACUUCCUGUCCGUACGACGGGACAGCUACGCUCUCCCCGAAAACUUCCUCGGCACGCGCAGGGAGUCCCUCAUCCCCACCCGCAGGGACAGCUACAUUCCCCCCGAAAUCUUUCUCGGUCGCAGGGUCAGCCUCUUCCCGACCGAGAGCGGCGGACGUCGCUUCAGCAUGGCGUCCAACCAGGCCUCGAAGAAGGCAGAGAGCGUGGCACAGUCGUCCGAGGCCCCGAGCGCUGCUGGCAGUUACUCGAGCUUUCGAGAUGUCGUCAAGGAUAGGAUACUUGAGGACAAGGACAAAGACGUCAAUCUGCUGGGGGAGCCAAGGGUCAUAUUUGAAACAGCAAGCGGAAAAGCUGGGAUCGAUUUGGAAGCAAAGGAAACGUUGGCCGAGAUGAGGGUUGGAGAGGAUGCGCCCAUUUUGGAGAGGGAUCUUAUCAUAGCCACAGCUUUAGUAAGGGAUGCCAUGGAAAGCUAUCACUCAGACUUUGAGAUGACGGAGAAGGCUGUCAGAACGUACAUGGUAUACCACCACUGGGUGCUGAAGUUCAUGUUGUAUGUCUUCAUCCUUACUCAUCAUUUGCUGACAUUAUUUGAGCGUCCAGCAGUCGGCAACUGGGAACUUCCGCUCUGGGGAACAUUGAUGAUUGAAUCGUGCUGUCUAGCAUUCUACAUAUUUCGCUUGGUUCAAGCCUCAAGUUUCAGCCGUGUCGAAGUGUUCUGGCGGGACCCUAAGAACAUAGUGGUCAUGACUGUGGUUGGGGCUACUAUUAUAGACAUGAUAAUAUUUGUGUCAAUGUCGGCAACGGGCUUCGACCACAUGGCCCUUCGUUGCACUCGACCGUUACGGCCGCUGUUGAUGGUCAACUUUGCUGAAAAUAAACAGGUACGCAGAGCAGUGCGCAACAUCCGGAAUACCCUUAAGGAGAUUAUCUAUGCUCUGAUCCUGCUGUUCAUGAGCAUUGCUUUAUUUGCACUUCUUGCUCUAAAACUCUUCCAAAGAAGAAACCUUCACUAUCCCGACGGCCGUCCAUACUUCAGAGAUUACUUCGACAUAUACUUCAGCCUCUACGUGUUAAUUACUACAGCAAACCACCCAGAUGUAAUGAUGCCGGCUUACAAUGCAAAUUCUCUCUUCGCAAUCUUCUUCGUCAUCUACGUGCUCAUCUGUCUCUAUAUCUUCAUGAACAUCAUCCUUGCUGUCAUCUACUUCAACUACCGUGAAAACCUGAAAAUUGAAGUUCAGAACAUGGUUGCAAUCAAGCGCGACAACCUCUCAAGGGCAUUUGACCUCCUCAAAGUCCGUCAAGGAGACAACUUUGUCAUUACGUACAAUCGUUUUGUCGCCCUCAUCAACAGGAUACCACCAAAGCGUAGUGAGACCACAAAUAAAGUGUUGUGGUUUGUAUUAGAUCAGAAUGGGGACAACAAAGUAGAUUUGCCCGAUUUCAUGCACCUGGCCGACCUGUUGAACGUCCACAUCGUUGAGAUGGAAGAAUCGCUGAACACGUUCCAGAGGUGCAUACCUGCAGUAUACAACAGCCGAGCCUCGAAAAUUGUCAGGAACAUUACAGCACAUAUAUUCUUUCGCUACCUGUUUGACCUGCUCAUCCUGGUGAACGCUAUAGUGAUUGGCCUGGAUAUUCACGAAGCAGAGUGGUUUUUCCUCACAGUCUUCACGCUUGAAAUCCUGCUCAAGAUUUACACCUUCGGAUUCGUCAGAUUUAUAAAGCAAGCAUGGAAUGUAUUUGAUGUCAUAGUCAUUGGCUCUGCGCUGAUCGGAGCGAUCUAUGAGGAGAUAAUUGGAGAUUCAGCAAUCAACAAGAGAGCAACUUUAGACGUCCUGCUUGUGCUCAGAGUUCUCCGACUUGUGAAAUUAAUUCGCAACUUCAAGAAAUUCCGAGGAAUAAUAAACACCAUCACCAAUCUCGGACCCUCCAUCCUAACGUUCGGCGGGGUACUUUUUGCUGUGUACUACGUCUAUGCAGUCAUCGGCAUGGAGCUGUUUCGACAGAAGAUCACGUUCUACGGAGGAUUUAACGCGACUGUCCCUUACUGUGGAAACCCAAAACUCAAGUACUCCGCAUUCUACGCAGCAGGAUACUGCAAGAACAAUUUCAACAACAUAUUCAGCUCUUUCGUUGUACUUUUUGAGCUUAUGGUUGUCAAUCAGUGGCACAUUUUGACAGAGGGCUUUGUCCAUGUCACCAGCAAAGCAGCUAGGUUCUACUUUUUGAUGUUCCACCUCUCUUGUGUGGUUAUUGUCCUGAACAUCUUCACAGCAUUUGUGCUUGAAGCAUUCAUCAUGGAGUAUACCAUAGAUAAGACGAGACUGGAAAGUGCCGUCGAGACAAAGAUCCGUGAUAUGGGACUAAAAUUUGGAAAGAAACCAAGGAAGAAAGAAGCUGAAGGCGAAGCGGAGACGACCAUACCAAACGAUAUAAACGAGUUCAACGUAGACUCCGAUCAUAACACCCUCGAAGAAUCGGGAGAGCAUGGAAACACAGACCGCAAUUCCACACUACCCGAUAUGUCAGCUACUGUAGAUAGCCGAUUCUCCAUACGAAAAAAACGAAGAGUGGAAGAUAUUCUAGUCAUGAUGUUCGAGGACGAACUGGAGGAACUGGAGAUCAUGGCGUUGGCUGCCGCCAACGUGUCCUGCACCUGUCCUUGCACGUGCGGGAAGAAACAAGUAGCGUGAUUGUCACGCAUGCACUUCAAUGCAAUCGACAAACGAACCGCAGUUGUAUAGUGAUAGCAGACGACAGCUCGUCGUAAAGGAAUCAACAUGCCCAAGACGCAGGUGCCCUUCGAGCGGUCUAUGCGUGUGUCGAGAAGUCGGCGUAUUUUUCUUUACCUUAAAGUUGUAAAUAACUUAUAUUUGUUCCGGAGAAUGCACCUCUUUCGAUCAUACUAACAGAUAUAGCUUAUUGCUUCGUAUGCUCUUUAACCUUUUUAUUGAGAUCUGACGUAUAUAUAUGUGUUACGACGUCUAAACCAUGUUGAUGCUGAUUUAUAUACAUAGUUUGUUUGAUGACUACAACUUUGCAAAUUACUUGUGUAUUUGUUAAACUUGCACAUUUAGCGCUUUUUUUUUUUUGUUUCGUUUAUCGGUGCGUCAGUAUCUGUUAAAAACUGCGUAUAUACUGGUUUUAUCUACCGAGAGUGAUGUAUAGUCACUAUAAUAUUGAGGUCGCAUGUUUAUGAGAGAGAGAGAGAGAGGAAGUUUCGCAAAAAUCGUGUAAAAAUGUAUUUAUAGGAGAAUGGUGAUUGUGAUAGGAGCGACAAUAAUUUACUGAAAAUAAAAAAAAAUGCCAUAAGAAGAUAA